Molecule: messenger RNA, 687 nt
Organism: Ostreococcus lucimarinus CCE9901
Lineage: Eukaryota; Viridiplantae; Chlorophyta; Mamiellophyceae; Mamiellales; Bathycoccaceae
Exons: 1
Coding region: 1-687 (228 amino acids)
Biological process (GO): maturation of SSU-rRNA from tricistronic rRNA transcript (SSU-rRNA, 5.8S rRNA, LSU-rRNA); positive regulation of transcription by RNA polymerase I
Cellular component (GO): t-UTP complex; 90S preribosome; small-subunit processome
Molecular function (GO): snoRNA binding
Source: RefSeq, a predicted model, not a curated record
AUGGCGCCGUCCACCGCCCUCGCGGACGCCCUGCGCGGGCUCCAGGAGCGCGCCGGCGCGCACGAGCGACGCAUCGGAAAGAACGCGAAGGCGUCGCUGCUGUACGACGUCAAAGACGCCGCGGACGUCGAUCGCGAGACCGCGCACGCGAUCGGCGCGCGAGGAUUCGAAGAGCUGUGCCGAAGGGACGGGCGGUUCGAACUACACGCGAAGACGCUGUUCGCGCGAAGCGUGGCGGAGGGGAAACACAGGGAGUUGGAGACGGCGGAGGAACUCGCGGCGACGAGCGCGCGCGUGGAGGGAUAUUUGCGGUUGCUGAGCGGGUACUUUAACGAACGGUGCGCGAGUGAGACGCUUGAAUACUUGAUUCGGCGGUUUAAGAUACACGUGUACGACGUGGACGCGCUCAUCGCGUGUGGAUUGCCGUGGCACGGGACGGCGGCGUUCGUCAAAGCGACGCAGACGUGUCAGUUGGAGAAUAGUAGGCAUUUUAAGUGGUUGGGUGGGGUGAAAGAGACGGGCGCGGCGCCGCCGAGAGAUGCGUUGGCGGUGCGAUGUUCGAAGGAUAAGGCAUUUUUUACGUUUUGUGCGCAGAGUGCGACGGAGAUGGCGACGGCAAAGGUGCGUGACUUCGAGGCGCCGGCGACGACUUUUUUGUUUGUUUUCCACGGCGAUUGGAUCGUUUAA